Nicotiana tabacum (common tobacco) is the source of this 471-nucleotide messenger RNA. NCBI's taxonomy places the organism in Eukaryota, Viridiplantae, Streptophyta, Magnoliopsida, Solanales, Solanaceae. The record is from RefSeq and is a predicted model, not a curated record.
ACAAUUACAACCACAAAUCUCUGCCCACCCAAUUGGGCCCAAAACUCCAACCAUGGUGGCUGGUGCAACCCACCACGUCAGCACUUUGACAUGGCUAAACCUACUUUCAUGAAGAUUGCCCAAUGGAAAGCUGUGAUUGUCCCCAUUAUGUAUCGCAGGGUACCUUGCAUUAAGAAAGGCGGGAUCCGGUUCGCAUUCCAAGGAAACAGUUAUUGGUUAUUGGUAUAUGUGAUGAACGUCGUCGGAGGGGGUGAAGUGGCAAGCAUGUGGGUGAAGGGAAGCAAAACAGGGCGGAUGAAGAUGAGUCAUAAUUGGGGAGUAUCAUACCAAGCAUUUGCAACACUUACAGGACAAUCUCUUUCUUUCAAGCUCACUUCCUACACAAAUCAUGAGACCAUUAUAGCUUACAAUGUUGCACCUUCUAAUUGGCAUGUAGGCAUGUCUUACCAAGCCAAAGUCAACUUCCAUUAG